Messenger RNA from Trachemys scripta elegans, 8872 nucleotides. It is a transcript of the gene LIMCH1, whose product is annotated as LIM and calponin homology domains 1. The record is from RefSeq and is a predicted model, not a curated record. Gene Ontology annotation, cellular component: stress fiber. Gene Ontology annotation, molecular function: actin binding; myosin II head/neck binding. Bases 298 to 5625 code for a protein of 1775 amino acids. Gene Ontology annotation, biological process: regulation of focal adhesion assembly; positive regulation of stress fiber assembly; actomyosin structure organization. The transcript is spliced from 34 exons. Lineage: Eukaryota; Metazoa; Chordata; Testudines; Emydidae.
GCUGAAGGCAAAGCGGCUUCAUCAGUGACAGUCUGUUUUUAUUUUUAGCUGGCCGCUCAGCUCGCCUUGCAGGGGGGCGGGGAAGGAAGGAGGCUGGCUCCCAGCGGGGCGGCAGGACGGGGACUGGGACACCAGCGAAGAGGUUACCGCAGGCGAGCAGCAGCCAGCCGGGCUGCAAGCCGCUCCGAGGCGGAGAGCAGCGGCCUCGAGCUCCCCUAGCUAGAGGAUCUGCCUGGGGGGUCACUCGGCUCUUCCGUGCGAGCCUCCUGCAGCGGAGGCAGCGGCAAGGCUUUGCAAAUGGCCAGUCCUCGGCUAGAGCUGGGAGAAAUUCAGCCUCUGCAGCAGGACGCUGCCCGUCCGGAGCCAGCCUUCGCCGAGGCGCGGCACUGGAUCGAGCAAGUCACAGGCAGAAGUUUUGGUGACAAAGAUUUUCGGUCUGGAUUAGAAAAUGGUAUUCUGCUGUGUGAGUUGCUGAAUGCAAUAAAGCCUGGACUGGUAAAAAAGAUCAAUAGACUGUCGACCCCUAUUGCAGGGUUGGACAACACCAUCUUAUUUUUAAGAGGCUGCAAAGAGCUGGGGCUUAAAGAAUCUCAACUUUUUGACCCAGGUGACCUUCAGGACACAUCAAACAGAAUAACAGUCAAGAACAUUGACAACAGUAGAAAGCUGAAAAAUGUACUAGUUACCAUUUAUUGGCUGGGGAAAGCAGCAAACAGAUGCACUUCAUACAGUGGAGCAACACUGAACCUGAAGGAGUUUGAAGGAUUGCUGGCACAGAUGAGAAAGGAAACGGAAGAUAUUGAGAGCCCCAAACGCAACAUUCGUGACAGUGGUUAUAUUGAUUGCUGGGACUCUGAACGCAGUGAUUCCCUUUCCCCCCCUCGCCACGGCAGAGAUGAUUCCUUUGACAGUCUGGAUUCAUUUGGUUCCCGCUCACAGCAGACACCGUCUCCAGAUGUAGUGCUCAGAGGAAGCAGCGAUGGGAGAGGGAGUGACUCUGAGUCUGAUUUGCCACACCGAAAGAUGCCAGAUGUGAAAAAAGAUGAUAUGUCUGCAAGGCGGGCGUCGUAUGGUGAACCUAAAUCAGUUGUGCCUUUUAACCAGUAUCUCCCGAAUAAGAGUAACCAGACUGCCUAUAUACCAGCUCCUCUUCGGAAAAAGAAAGCUGAACGAGAAGAGUACCGGAAGAGCUGGAGUACUGCUACUUCACCACUCGGAGGAGAGAAGCCUUUCAGCAAAAACCACCCUGAAACCAUAGAAGAAGAACAAAAUGAGGCACCAAGACAACAUGAAGAGGAGCAGGUGGGAUGCAUGGCUUCCAGGACAAACCCCAGUAAAAGUCAAGUAGAUUUGAAUCAAAACAAAGGAAAGACAAUAGGUCAGUUUCCUUCAGGUAGUGCCAAAGAAACUGCAGUGCACAAGUGCAAAGAGAAAGAUGCAGAGGAAAUCAGAAAGUUACGAAGGCUUGAACAAGCUGGUAUUAAGGUCAUGCCAGCAGCACAACGCUAUGGCAGUCAAAAGCAAAUAUAUGAAGAUAGUGAACCUACCCCAGACAUCAUCCUUCACAAGGAGAAACCCUCUAUGAUGCAUUGUCAAGGGAAGGAUUCUGGAUCAGAAGAUGAAGCAGUGUGCAGAGUUCCUGAUCUAGAAAAGGAUGACUUUGCAGCCCGGAGAGCAAGACUUAAUCAGCCCAAAUUUACAGUGUCAUUUAACCAGUUUUUAGUUGGGCCCUGUACAAAUAAAGAUAAAGGUAAACUGGAAGGUGCUAAAAAGCCAAUACAGAAGGAAAAACAGGAAUAUGCCAGAGCAAGCCAGGUACAUACGGCAUCAGCGAGGCAAAUUGUGACACGUAAAGAAAACCCAUUCCUGCAGUCUCAGGAUAAUGAGUCGGAGGAGGAAGAGCAGGUGAAAGUACCUGAUAUUCAAAGAGAUGACCUGGCUAAACGAAAGACUCAAAGUAACCUUACCCAGCAACAAGAGUCUCCAGUAUUUGUGAAAGCUUCUAUAACACAAGCAGAUUUGGAGACGUGGGACAGACUGAAAGUGUCCGAGGAGCUCAGCGAAGAAGACCUCAAAUGUUCCAAGGAUCCUGAACCAUCCGCUGAAAUUGCAGUGGAAGCAGCCAUUCAUGAUGAUUUUGCUAGCUGUAAAGCAAGAGUGUACAAAAAGGCUUCUAGCCCCAAGCAGAGGUUUGUGCACUUUGGGCCAGUGACUGAGAUUGAUCAACAGAAAUGGGAGAAGCUUAGUAUUGCCAGGGCCACAUCCAAUAGUGAAACCACAGAGGAGACUGGGAGGGAAAGUGCUGAGAGACAGAUUUGCCAUGAAACCUUUGCAUCUGCCACUGCCUGCAGCCUCACUACCAUUGGACAUAAUAACGAAGUCUCCAGGCCACAAAAUGAUUCCAGUGAGGUAGCACGGUCAGAUACAGAUGAAUAUUGCCAAGGAAUCCAGUUGGCUGCCUGUGUUGUCUCUCAGAACCAAACUCCAUGCAGAUUGAGUGAAUGGCAUGAAAGCAGGGAGGAAGAGCUUGAUGGGAGUUCACCAAACAGUGAGAGAGAUGAUAUGAUGGCUAGAAGGAUGGGAACCUUUCAGAGGCAGACUAGCCCGGUUUGUAUGCCAUAUUCUCCCAUGUCAGUUGCCCAUCAUCCUCUGCAGCAACAGAAAGGAGUAAUUCAUAAGAGAGACUUGAAGACUCCACAGAAAGCAGAAAGCAGUUUGCCCUUGAAUUGCACAAUGGAACAACAUCAUGGAACAGUUUCAUCUGUCUCCAUGGGCUGUAAUGUGACAAGGGACGAGAGCCAUGAGAAACUGAAAGAUCAUGACCAGCCUAAGGGUGGGGCAAAACACCAAGUGAGAAUUCCAGAUCCAAGAGAUGACAUGAUGGCAAGAAGAACUGGAGCUUUUCUAAAGCAGCCUGGACCAAGUGUUAAACAGUUCCUUCCAGUUCCUUUUUCAAAGCAGCAGAGUAGCCAGGAGAGAACUAAGAAACUUGUAAAGCCUGAAAAGAAAGUGAAGAGCAUCACCAUCACUGGCUCAUUCAUCCCUGAAAAAUGUCCACAAAUCUGUGCUAACAGUCCUCAGAGACUGGCAGUGCAGUCUCAACACAGAGAAGAAAAAGAACAAGAAAGACAACAUCUCCCUGAUACAGGACAAGAUGUGGCUUCCACUGUUCACAUGAGUAGUCAUAGUCUUGAUCAAAUUCACUCAGAUCAAACUUCACAGCUUCAGGAAGUUCCUGAGAGAAACAAAGUGUCGUCAUCCAGAGACGAACACCUGCAAACAUUCGGGCCCAGAACUGCUGUGUCUGAUGACGCAGAGAGUGUGAGUAUGUUUGACAUGAGGUGUGAAGAUGAAGCUGUGAUGCAGCCUCACAGCAAGGCUCGCCAUGAAAAACUACAGCAUAUUCACAAUCAACUGAAAGAGGAUGAGGAUAGAUGGCAAGAUGAUCUGGCACGGUGGAAAAGUCGGAGAAGAAGCGCUUCACAGGACCUAAUUAAAAAAGAAGCAGAGAGAAAGAAGAUGGAAAGAUUAUUGAGUGGCGGUGAUGGAAUAAGUGAGCGAAGGAAAAGUAUCAAGACUUACAGAGAAAUUGUGGAGGAGAAAGAGAGAAGAGAAAAGGAGCUGUAUGAAGCCUACAAGAAUGCCAGGUCACAUGAGGAGGCGGAGAGCAUUCUCCAACAAUACAUUGAAAGGUUCACCAUUAGCGAAGCUGUCCUUGAACGUUUGGAGAUGCCAAAAAUUCUGGAAAGAAGCCAUUCAGUGGAGCCAAAUUCAUCAUCGCCACCGAAGGACCCAAAUCCUAUGAGAUACUUACGGCAACAAUCUCUGCCUCCUCCAAAAUACACUGCCACGAUUGAAGCAACCAUUGUUCCCAUCAACGAAUCAGAAGCCACUGUUUCAACAGGCCAAACAUCUCCAAGCAAAACUGUUGUCUCCAAGGCUGUGCCUAUGCUGACACCCAAGCCUUAUGCACAACCCAAAAACACGCACCAGGUCUUGAAAACAUUUAAGGUAGAUGGAAAAGUCAGCAUGAAUGGCGAAACUUUCAAUGGACUUGAAGAGAAGGAUAAAGAAUGUACAACAGUGAUAUUUGCUCCUUUACUAAGAAGAUCUCCAAAGUUUGAAGGGGUGGCCGGAGCGGAUGGAUACCCGAUGGAACUGAAUCAGGACACCACUAGCAUUGAGCUCAGUUUAAAGAGGCCUGCCACUCACACUGUGCACAGAGAGCUGACAGCCUCCUUCACUGAAGAAGCUAAACCAGCCAACCAAAAAGAUGAAACUGAUUCUGGAAGGCCAGAAAUGAUGAAUUCGGGGUUUGCUUCACCAGCUGCAGAACAGAAACAAUUCAAGACAACUGUUACUUGUGCACGCCCUGCUGUGCCCAGCGUGGAGUUCCCUCCUAGCACCCAUUCUGAAGAAGAAGCUUCAAAAGAUAAAGAUCUGAAGAAACCUGAGACACAACAACAGAAGGAAGCAGAGGUCCUAGUUACAGAGAAGGUAGUGAAGUCAAAGGCUCCAGAACAAGAAGGGAGUAUAUUAUUUCCAUCUUUGAAGAAAGUACCUGAGCCCAGCCAAGUUAUUCUGCAGAACUCUGAUCAACAAGCGGAUUCUGAUAAUAGUGACAAGUCAAAUCAUUUCAGUUUCUGGUCCUGGGAUCCAGAAGAGGAACGAAAGCGACAGGAAAGAUGGCAGCAUGAACAGGAACGCUUGCUUCAGGAGAGGUACCAGAAGGAGCAGGACAAGCUGAAAGAAGAAUGGGAAAAAGCACAGAAAGAAGUUGAAGAGGAGGAGCGUAGAUACUAUGAGGAGGAGCGCAAAAUAAUUGAGGAUACUGUAGUUCCGUUCACUGUUUCUUCAAGCUCUGCUGAACCCCUCUCCACUUCUUCCUCUGCCACUGAAGGAAAUGGGACAAUGAACAUGAUGGAACUGAGCGACUCUCAAGAGGAAGAGAAACAAAAGGAAAUUAAAAGACAGGAGAAAUUACCCUGGGAGCAGGAGGGUGCAUCAUUAGCCAAAAACAAGAAAAGUGAGCCAUGCCUGGAAAAGAAAAGCAGUGUAAAUAAAGUGCCCACAGAACAUCCAGAGACUAUUCUUCAGAGGGAAAGUGAGCAGGACCACCAGGUGUCAGUGACGGAGCACAGUUCACCAGUCAUACUGAAUCUACCAUUGACUCAGGAUGUGUUGUGGAAUCAGCAGUUGUUAACGAAACAGUCACCACACAUUUCAGAAGAAGUUAGACAGAAAACAUCUCUGGAUCAGAGCAUAGGCCAGCAGGAUAAUUCCCCAGGCGAAAGGAGAAGGACCGGCUGUCAUGAGAAUUUCAGGCCUGGGCUGUCAUCUCCAUGCUCUCCUACACCUCAAAACCACUCACCCAACAGGUAUCAAAGGUCUGUCAGUGGAAAGAAACUAUGUUCUACCUGUCGGCUUCCUCUUGGGAAAGGAGCUGCCAUGAUUAUUGAAACACUCGGUCUAUAUUUUCACAUUCAUUGCUUCAGGUGUGGAAUUUGCAAGGGACAGCUUGGAGAUGCAGCAAGUGGAACAGAUGUCAGGAUUAGAAAUGGUCUUCUCAACUGCAAUGAUUGUUACAUCAAAUCCAGAACUGCUGGGCAGCCAACAACGUUGUGACAGGUAUUUCAGUCCUAAAAACUUUCUGCAAGAAGGAGCUUUCCCAUCAUGUCCCUGGGGCUGCUUCCAGACAAUCACUUGUAAGAGCUCGUAUCCAUGGACUUCAUAGCUCCCAUCUCAUUUUGUAAUGCUCAUAUAAAAAGCUGCAUCUGCUACUUUAAAGCGCAGUAUGAUUUUUCCCUUUCAUAAUGAAUUUGUAUAAUGUGUAUGAAGAACAUUUGGUAAUUCAUAUCUGAAAUAUUAAAAAAGAGGCUUUCCAUAUUUUCAGAUAUGUUUAUGAUUUAAAAUCUGUUAUUUUGGUCUUUUCAAAGUCAGAAAAGAGUCAAUAAAUCUCUUUUGUUUUAAUACUUCUAGGAAUUAAAAAAUUAAGUUUACAGAAUGUUUAUGGAAGUUCUAGAAUAUGUCAAUUCAAGAUGAGAAAUCAUUUAAAGUUAGCAUCCAAUUAGUGCAUUUGCAAAACUAAACAUCACAAGUGACUUUUCUGUUAUUACUGAAACUAUAACUUUUUUACACAAAGACACUAGUUUAAUAAUACAUACUGUAAUUCUGAAACAUUUUGUUUUAUAUUACCUUCAGUGGAGGGUAGGAGUUAUACAAAUAAAUUAUUGCACCUUUAGCAUUAGGAUUGUUUUUCAGUGUGUGUAUACAUUAAGUAAUGUUCAACAUUAUAGUUUAAUAGUCUAUCAAAUAAAGAUUUCUUCAUUAACCUUGAAAGAGUGUAUGCCAUUAGCAAUUGCAAAACCCCCCAGUAGGAUAAUAAAGAGGAAAUCUUUUCUUAACAUGUACAGAAUUAUACAGUACUACCAAAUUCUUGGGGGGCUGACAUGGAUGAAGCUGAAUCUACCAGAAGUGGGUUGGUGGUUGUUGGUACAGCUAAACGGAUCUACUGGCUUGUAAUUUUCUCAUGGCCAGUAGAGUUGUUACAAAUGAAUUAGCAGAUCUUAUGAAUCUGAUACCUUAAUGAGAUUCUAUAUAGUAGAAAUACAUUUACAAACCAGACAGGUUGAUUUGGGUCCCAUAAAGGGUCAAUAUAAUUAGAAUAUGUCAAACUAUAAACAGCUGUGAUUCAUUGCAGUACAUCAGUGGUCCUGAACCUGUGUUCCUUGUAUAUACAACUCUCAUUGCACUCAAUGGGAUUUGUGAGUGUAUAAAGAAUGCAGGAUGAGGUCUAAUCUGUAACACUUUACAAAAAAAACAACAAAACUAUUAAGCGCAUUUGGGUCAGUUGCACUCUGUGCAUUAUCAUAAAUAUAUUCUACCAUUAGUGCAUACCAGUAGCUCCCUGAAACAGCAACUGGAGCUGUGGGUAUAGAAAUCAAGAAUAUACCCUAAAAUUUAGCUCACACAUUACAGUUGUAAAAUAUUACAGUACUGAUUUCUAACUGUACUACAUGGCUGAUAAAGAGAAGUUAUUCAAAAGCAUCACACUUAGCAGCUUAAGAUGCUCUUUAAAAUGGAAAAAAAUCUAUUUAUUCUGCCUUAAAACCAUGAUCAACUAAAUUAAGAGAUUUCUUAUUGUAUGUGACAGAAUAUGUACACAUCCAUUGUCUUUUGAUGUGUUGGUAAAAGGAAAUAAAGUGGAUAUUAGGUAAGCAAUAAUUUUUUUCUAAGUGUUUAUAUUGAUAGCAUCUAUUUAUUUAAAAUGCUAGACAUUUCUUUGCAUGCAAGUUGCGUGCUCAUGCAGAAAUACUUUGUCACUGAAAACAUUUGUACAAUGUUGUAAUUUUAAGACAUUGUUGCUGUCUAAUAGAAAGUUGCAUAUUAUUUCAUUAAAACUGUGCCUUAGAAAAUGCGAAGUUGUUGCACACAGUGGUGACUUAUGGAUGCAAUAAAUCCCAAGUGUAAAGCUCACAGGACUUCACAUGGGGGUUAUUUUAUUAAAAAAAAAAAAAACUACAAAAAUAAUAAAAAAGAAACGUUUGGAUAUAUAGAGCAACAUCCAAUGUUUUGAUUAACCAUUUGCAUGAUUUACUGUUAAAUGUUUUGAUAACCUUGAUGUUUACAUGUUUACACUUUGCAUGUUGUCAUCAUAAUACUUUAUUGCAAAUAAUGCACAAUAUGAAAAUUCAAAAUACAGAUUUUUAUGAAGUACUUUUUACAACUGUCUAACUCCAACUGUUACACUAAGGGUAUGUGAAUAUAUUAUAUUCUGGGCCUAAUUUUCAAAACAUGACUUCCAUUUUUGCAUGCUUGAGUAUGAACAUUUGAUAUUAGUCAUUAACACUUAUGCACACAGGUGAUUAAGAUUUAGAUGUGUAAAUCAGUCACCUGAGUGUACAAGUGUUGGUUGUCACACAGGUCUGGUCUGUUUCUAAUGAAGGCAGUGGUAAACUCCCAGUGCUUUUAGCAGAAGCAUGACUGGAGCCAAAAUGCAUGUGCAAGUUGGAGUUUUUAUGUGCAGAGUUGCAAACGCACAAAUGGAUCUCUGAUUGAAGCCUAUUGAAAAUGUAGCCCUCCUUUCUCUCAUUUUUUCAUAUAUACAUAUUUUAGUGUGGCUAAUUGUAUAUGUACCAAAACUAAUGUAAAGCAAAACAAAGCAGCAUUCUUAGACCACACAGUGUUUUUCCAUAAUGAACAACUAGUCACCAGCACAGAACAUUUUCUAAAUGCUAAUUGCCAAUGGUUUGUUUAUAUUUGAUUUAUUUUUUCAUUGGGAGACUGUCACAUGGCAGUUCAAACAGGCUAAGGCCUAGCUUUUUCCAAUUCAAACAUAAGUUUGAAAUAUUUUUCUUUCUUUUUUCUUUUUCUUUUUCUUUUUUUUUUUUUUUUUGUGGUUGCAGGAAAAAUAAUGCUUUACUACAUUGAGCUACCACGUAAAUGUGUUUGUUUCACAAAGUGAUGUAUUGUUGCUGAGCAAAUACAAUGUAAUGUUUUUUAGCUCUUGCAAAAGCUUAUUUACCAGUCAGAGAACAUGGAUAAUUGUCAUAGCCAUUUUAUGUAUUUUGCUACCAAACUUUCAUCGUGGUUUUCCUUACUCCUGCUCUGUAGUGUUAUUGAUGGAAUACAUACUGUAGCUAUCUAUACAUGACAUAAUGGUUGGUGAGCUAAAAGGGAUUCACCUUAUAUGCAAGCCCAAUCAAGGUCAAGAAUUACUGUUCUAGUUGCGCUAAUGUUCCAUACAGUUACACUAAUCUUCACUUACAAUAUUUAUUCUAAAAUGCCUCUGGAAAGUAGGAAAAAAAUUGUCUAAAAUGCAACAGCUUUUAUAGUUAAUGUAUGUUUAUAAAUAAAAUGAUGAAUAAAUUGG